This is a messenger RNA of Leguminivora glycinivorella, 3430 nucleotides long. RefSeq lists its product as uncharacterized. Gene Ontology annotation, molecular function: nucleic acid binding. The coding region runs from base 135 to 3191 and encodes 1018 amino acids. Lineage: Eukaryota; Metazoa; Arthropoda; Insecta; Lepidoptera; Tortricidae. The transcript has 2 exons. Gene Ontology annotation, biological process: DNA integration. The record is from RefSeq and is a predicted model, not a curated record.
GUAAACUGCUGUGUUUGGAUCCAUUCAUAGGAGACGAUGGGUUAGUAAGGGUGGGUGGACGACUACACCACUCACAGUUGCCAUACAGUCAAAAGCAUCCAAUUGUUCUACCGCACCACCACCACGUAUCCAGAAUGCUAAUUAAUGAAGCACAUCUUCAAACGUUGCACGGUGGGAACAAGUUGACAAUGGCAGUCGUAAGGCAGAAGUAUUGGAUUUUGGGAUUAAAAAGAAUGACAAAAUCUAGCAUCCGCAACUGUGUUAAAUGCAUACGGUAUAAGGCAGCCACGGCAUCACAGAAGAUGGGACAGUUACCAGAACCCAGAGUAACUCCGUCUCAAACCUUCAGCCAUACUGGUGUCGACAUGGCAGGACCAAUACAAGUAAGGACUACGAAAGGCAGAGGGAAUAAAGCUACAAAAGGCUAUAUCGCAGUAUUUGUCUGCCUUGCAACAAAAGCCAUACACCUAGAACUGGUAGGAGAUUUAUCCACAGAAUCAUUCAUUGCUGCGUUGAUCAGAUUUAAAGCAAGACGUGGCCACAUAUCACAUAUAUACAGCGACAACGGAAGAAAUUUCGUAGGUGCAGCAAGGAUGCUACACACGCAACUAUUAGAAAUCAUGCAAUCACCGCACGUCCAAAAUGCCGUAACUACGAUGGGAACACAAUGGCAUUUCAACCCACCCCUCGCACCUCACUUUGGUGGGAUUUGGGAGGCAGGAGUCAAAGCAAUGAAGUAUCAUUUGAAGAGAGUAAUAGGAGAGUCAACAUUAACAUACGAAGAAUUAUCCACGCUCUUGAGCCAGGUAGAGAGCUGUCUGAACUCAAGACCCCUUUGCGCACAAAGUGAUAACAUCAAUGACAACACCGUAUUAACACCAAGCCAUUUUCUCAUUGGAAGAGAGGCAGUGGGCAUCCCUGAUCCAAUAAAUGAUGUUAGCACAAACCUUCAACAGCGAUGGAAAUUGAUUCAAAAAAUGAAAAAAGAUUUCUGGAAAACAUGGAGUAGAGACUAUUUACAUCAACUACAGCAGAGGUAUAAGUGGCAACUAGAUCAAGGAAAUAUUAACAAAGGAACCGUGGUUCUAAUAAAAGACGAAAACGUUACACCGAGUCAAUGGCCAUUAGCAAAAGUGAUAGAAACACACCCAGGAGCUGACGGGAAAACAAGAGUGUUAACAUUACAAAAAGCACCUGGAAAUUGUUUAAAAAGGGCAAUCCAUAAAGUAAUUCCACUACCCAACAACAAGGAAGAUAUAACAGAGACUCAACAGGUCGUCGUCAACAGCAAUGUAGCACAACUAACACCAGUCAAUGCUACAUCAGAUCAAUCAAACAGAACCGUUACAAAAGAAUCACGAAGACAAAGCAACAAACGCACAGGUAGAAAAUACCCUUGGACAUUGUUCAUAACCCUGUUUACCUGUUUUAUAAAUAUGACAACAGCAACUUACACAAUAAAAAACAUCAACGAAGGAAUUUACGUGGAACACGUAGGGUCAGCGACAAUCGACAGAGGAAUAUUCCGGAUUCAAACCAAUUACGAAAAAAGUAAAAUAGGGAGAGAUGUUGAAGAUAUUCGAGGAAUCACCGCACAAUUCAAACAUUACUGUGACGCAGUAACAAAAACUAAUACGGAAAUUCACUGUGCCCAAUUAUAUCACCAGUUGUAUGAAGGGCAAGAAAGACUAGAGGAAAUCACUAAUCUGAUCUUGAAUAUUGGACAAAUCAGAAAAAAAAGAGGAUUAUUCGGCCAAAUGUUGACGUCAAUAUUCGGGGUAAAUGACGAGGUCUACAAAGACAUAGAUACGUUACAAGGGAACCAAAACAAGCUGAUAGAGGCCGCCAAUCAUCAAACCAAAUUCAUGAUAUCAACCAUCGCAACAGUCAACCAAACAGAAGAAAGAAUAGUAAAGAAGCUAGAAACAUUUCAGACCAAGUUAAAUCAAGCAAUACAAUAUAUGAAUAAUGUGAACAAAUGGUACAAAAGAAUAGAUAUCAAUCGCGUAAACAUCAACAUUCUUCACAUGUAUCAACUCGCAGCACACUACAUAGAUGAGGUUAUAGAACACUACGCCAGACUUCAAGAAGCAUAUUUACAUCAAGGAACGAUCUAUGAUGUACUACAACUUAAAGAAGUUAACCAAAUUCUGACAAACGCCAAUAGCAAGCUACCAACGAAGCUAAGAAUAGUGCAAAAUCAACUAAUAGAUACGAAGGUCACAGAAAACUCAACAUACAUAAAAGUAUAUGGGUAUUUCGCAUUACAAGAUAUAACUAAAUACACUUUGAUUCACGUGACACCAGUACCAAAGCAAGAUAAAAAAGGAAAAGUAUACAGUUUAGAAGUAUAUCACAACAUAAUUGCGAUCGAUUACAAUAAUGAAAAUUACUUCGAACUAGAGACAGAAGAAUUUAAAGCAUGCCUCAGAAAGAAUACCGAAUACAUUUGUUACCCGACAUCAGUAAAAAAUAUGCAGGAGAAUAAGAAUUGCAUUAUUGAUCUAUUAUUUAAGGGAACUGAGAUGGUCAACUGUAACACGAGAGAACUGAACCUAACAACAACUGUAUGGAAACAAUUAUAUAUGCCAAACACUUGGCUAAUCAUGACAGCAGAGUCAGUAAAAGCGUCAAUCAUUUGCGAUGGAGAAAGAGAAGAAAUUAUGAUCCAGAACACAACUGUCAUCCAUAUUGCAGAAAACUGUAUUAUCAAAACAAGAAGAAACAUUCUAGCAGCAAGAAGAGCUAACUCAAUAUCGGUGUUAGCAACGUUCUCAAGACAAGCCAACUUUUCAUUGAAUACAAACGAAACAACCAAUCAAAUAGAAGAUUUAACCAGAGAUGAGGAAGUUCUUGACAGCUCCAGAGACAUAUUUAAACAUCUCACUAGUAACGAAAAUUUACUCCAAAAACAAUUAGACAAUACAAUUUGGAAACAGAUACAAAAUAACUCAGUAGCAAUCAGUCUCGGUUCGUCAUUAGCAGUCUUUAGUUUAAUGAUACUAACAGUUUGUUAUGGUCCACAGGUCCUGGUACAGAUCCGUUCCUGCACAACCAGUCCGCAGUCUGCUCCGCUGCCCGCCGCCCCCGCCAGGUCGGCUCCACCGAAACCCAAGCGCCACAAAACAAACCCGACGAACAACAGCAGCCAGUUUGAAGAAAUAGAGUUACGUCCGAUACAGCCGCUGUAAAGCAGCUUCCCAUCACUCCCGCUGCCGUCGAGAGUCGCCAGGAUGUUUAGACAAACAGAUUUCGUCAGCGCAUCGCGCUGAUCCGCGCAAAUCAAUCUAGGGCAUAAGCCAGCACAAACAUAGUGUAGUAGUUGCACUUUACACGGAUGGAAUACAAAUAAGAUUUACAUAUGUGUGCUAUAGGUAAUAUUGUGUAUAUAAGGAAAUAUAAUUUGUAAAUAAAUCAGAUACCAAUUGUC